Protobothrops mucrosquamatus (brown spotted pit viper) is the source of this 1806-nucleotide messenger RNA. It is a transcript of the gene ADA2, whose product is annotated as adenosine deaminase 2. The transcript is spliced from 9 exons. The record is from RefSeq and is a predicted model, not a curated record. Gene Ontology annotation, biological process: adenosine catabolic process; inosine biosynthetic process. The coding region runs from base 6 to 1550 and encodes 514 amino acids. Lineage: Eukaryota; Metazoa; Chordata; Lepidosauria; Squamata; Viperidae. Gene Ontology annotation, molecular function: adenosine deaminase activity.
UAGCAAUGAAAGUGGUUGUUCAGAGUUUUGGAGGUUGGGUGAUCCUCAUUUUCAGUUGGGUUUCCCUAUGUGUAAGCGUCCCAUUGACCAAACGGGAGAUGAUACUUCAGAAGGAGAAUGCCCGCCGUACAGGUGGCAACCUUAUCCUAACACAACAGGAAGAAAAUUUCAACUGCAAGCUUAUGCACCUCAAAAAAACAGAAGUAAUGAAAGCUAUGCAAACUGGGAUAUUUCCACCUGCUAUGCAUUUCUUCAAGGCUAAAAGUUACAUUGAACAAAGUGCUGUGUUCAACAUCUUAAAAGAAAUGCCCAAAGGUGGCCUUUUACAUGUUCACGACUAUUUUAUCCUGAGUCCUGACUGGCUGGUAUACAAUGCAAGUUACCUGCCGAAUUGUUACAUCUGCUUCUGCCCGAAAUGGACUGUUCAGUUCAAGUUUUCAAAGUCCCCUCCUAAAAAAGUGCCUCUUUGUUCCAAGUGGACUUUGCUAAAGACCUACCGCAAGAGUCUAAAGGAUGUGGGUGGAUUUGAUAAGAGUUUACUGAGGAACCUAACACUAGUAACAGAUACUCCGGAGAAGACCUACCCAACUCAAGCUUUCAUUUGGGACAAAUUUGAAAAUAUCUUUAAGACCGCUUCUGGCAUUAUUAACUAUGCACCUGUGUUUAAAUCCUAUUUCUAUCAAGGUCUGGUGGAGCUCUAUAAAGACAAUGUGCAGUAUGUUGAGAUCAGAGUUAUCCUACCACCGAUAUAUGAGCUGGAUGGAAGUCUUCAUGAUAAAUUUUGGUCUGUGGCAGCUUUUGAAGAAGUGUCUAAGCAAUUUGUAAAUGAUCAUCCUGAUUUUGUGGGACUAAAACUUAUAUAUACGACACACCGAAAGCAAAGUGUUUCCCAGAUCAAAGAAGCUAUUCGCACAGCCAUCAAACUCAGAACUAAGUUCCCAAAUACUGUGGCAGGGUUUGAUUUGGUUGGUUGGGAAGAUGGUGGAUACUCUCUCUGGGAACUGAAAGAAGCUUUAAGUUUGCCAGAAACUCAAGGAAUUAAGUUGCCAUAUUUCUUUCAUGCUGGUGAGACAAACUGGGAAGGCACUUCGAUAGAUAACAAUUUGUUGGAUGCUCUGCUAUUGAAUACCAAGCGGAUUGGUCACGGCUUUGCCCUUGCCAAGCAUUCAGAAGUUAGGAGGUUGGCGUUGAAAGGAAAUAUUGCUAUAGAAGUCUGUCCUAUUUCUAAUCAGGUCCUGAAGCUAGUAUCAGAUCUGAGAAACCAUCCUGCUGCUUUUCUGUUGUCAGAGGGUCAUCAGAUAGUGGUUGCCUCUGAUGAUCCGUCCGUCUUUGGAGCAAAGGGAUUAUCCUAUGACUUCUAUGAGAUGUUUAUGGGCAUAGGAGGGAUGAGUGCCGAUCUGAGAACUCUGAAGCAACUGGUGCUAAACUCUUUAAAAUACAGUAGUAUGCAACCUGCUGAGAAGAAAAAGGCCAUGAACAUUUGGCAAAAAAAAUGGGACCACUUCAUAGCCAAUUCUGCCGCUUCACCCCAGGUAGCUGUUGGGAAAUAGGCCACAGUAGAGAUUCUAUACAAAAUCUUGCUUCUCCCAGGUAAUUUGAUCAGAUCAUUGCUCACUUAACAAUCUAGCAAAAAUAAUUGAAAUCAGAACAUACUCCAUAAAGGUGGAAUGUAUUGUAUUGAGAUUGAAUCGAAGUAGUGAUCCCUUCCCCUCUAACAGUGGAAAUUCUUCUGAGUUUGGGUUAUAUUCGUAAUUAUUGUUGUAUAAUUGUGGGUAAAUAAGAGGAAGGAGUAGGACAGAUUGACUA